Molecule: messenger RNA, 3678 nt
Organism: Gasterosteus aculeatus aculeatus (three-spined stickleback)
Lineage: Eukaryota; Metazoa; Chordata; Actinopteri; Perciformes; Gasterosteidae
Source: RefSeq, a predicted model, not a curated record
CUCCGCUGUGAGUCAUUUCAAGGUUUCGACUCGAUGUGAAGCCGUCGAAUGAACGUCUGCAAAUCCUUCCAGUCUUUCUGGAAAUGUUUCAACCGUCACAUCUGUUUGGGUUACUGUAGUUUUUUUCGCGCAUGCGUCCUCCCGCACCACUAACAUCAGGAGCGAUGGGGAGGACGUGAGGAUGAGAGGUCGGAGGAUGAGAGGAUGAGAGGUGAGAGGAUGAGGAUAAGUCAGAUGACUACCGACGAAGAGCAGCAGCCUGAACAACGCGGUAAAACAGCAGCUUCCUCUUCCCGUUUUAGUCAAACUGCUUUCGCCAUAUUCGAGGGAAUAGAUAGUUAAGCGCUAGCUAGCUACCGUUAGCUUACAUGUAUCACACAGCUAACUGGAUGCAAUAAUACACGCUGAUGGCACAAUCCGGAGGACGUUAAACACGUUUCCCGCAGAUGGACUCUGGGGGACGUCCACGCGGACACACGCUCGCUUAAUAGGUCGAGUUUCAUAGUUCGACAGCUGUUCGCUGACGUCAUCAACCGAGCUGCACCACAACAAAGUGAAGCCGUCGGUGAUGCUGUGUGACGUCACGGCUCCGGUGGCGGACGAGGCCUCCGCGCUGAUGGAGAUCUGUGUCGCUGAGGCGGAGAAGAGGAACGGCAGGAACACGGUGAACAUGCAGGAGACGUUCACCGUGUACCUCGUCGAGACACGGCCGAUGGAUGCAGUUGCCGAAGGCCGCAAUCCGGCGCCGGACUCCCUGUGGAGGAGAUACAGUGAAUUUGAACUGCUGCGGAACUACCUGUUGGUCACUUAUCCGUACAUCGUGGUGCCUCCUCUGCCCGAGAAGAGGGCAGAGUUUGUGUGGCACAAGCUGUCGGCUGACAACAUGGACCCGGACUUUGUGGAGCGCCGGCGGAUCGGGCUGGAGAACUUCCUGCUUCGUGUGGCAUCACACCCAGUCCUCUCCAAUGACAAGAUUCUCCACCACUUCCUCACUGAGGAACACGGCUGGAAGGAAGUGGUGUAUGAGACGGGAUUCCAGGCCAAGGCCGAUUCCAGGCUGAGAGCUCUCAGUGCCACCUUCAGGGUGAGGAAUCCAGAUAAGCGCUUCAUGGAGAUGAAACAUUACAGCGACGAGCUGCAGUCUCACACGUCUCAGCUGCUCCGAGCACGAGUAAGGGUGGCAGAUCGUCUCUAUGGUGUUUACAAGGUCCACGGCAACUACGGGAGAGUCUUCAGCGAGUGGAGCGCCGUGGAGAAGGAGAUGGGAGAUGGGCUGCAAAGUGCCGGUCAUCACAUGGAUGCAUUUGCAGCCUCAAUUGAUGAUAUUUUAGAGGAGGAGGAACAUUAUGCAGACCAACUGAAAGAAUAUCUAUUCUAUGCUGAAGCUCUGAGGGCAGUGUGCAGGAAACACGAGCUGACCCAGUUUGAGCUUGAGAUGGCCUCCCAAGACCUGGUCUCCAAGAAGCAGCAGCACGAGGAGAUAGCCACGGGGAUUGUACGGACGUUCUCCUUCAAAGGCAUGACCAACAAGCUCUUUGGCCAGGAGGCCCCCGAGCAGAGGGAGGCCCGGCUGAAGCUGCUGGAGGAGCUGAUCGCGGAGGGCGAAGAGACCGUCAAGGAGAAGACGGUCGAGUGCGAAGAGCAUGUUGACAGGGCCUGGGUGGACAUGCAGCGCUUCAAGGAGCAGAAAGACAAAGACCUGCGAGAAGCGCUCAUCAAUUAUGCUGUCAUGCAAAUCAGCAUGUGCAAAAAGGGAACACAAAUGUGGAGCAACGCCAAAGACUGUUUCCUCAAGAUGUAACGCUGAAGCCGCGCUGGAAGGAUUCCCCUCGGUGGGCUUGUUGUUGUUGGCAGGGUUUGAAAAAACCAAGCAGAGUAAAUUGACAAUAUCAAGAUAUUGAGUCUGAAGAAUCCCCCCCCCAAAAUGAAGGGAUUCAAUUCAUGGUUCGAGAGACAUUUCUACUAGAAAUAAAGAUAUAUUGAUGUUCCUGUAGUGCUAUUUAUCAAAUGUGAGAAGGCAGAGCUGUCUGACUUAUAUCUAAUAUAAUGGGCCUGUAAUGCUAGUGGUGCCAUGUUAAAGUUUUUUUUUUUUGGGGGGGGGGUGGUGUUUCAUAUGUACAGUACAGUAACCGAGGGGAGAGAUUUCCAAAUGUAUUCAGUGCCAUCUAGUUCACUCAUACCCAAGAGAAGGAAGACUGAUAUCUGCCACGAUGUGCCAAAGAAAUUGUUGGUUGAUUAAAUGAAAAUACAGGUGAUAUAAAAAAAAUGGUUUGAAUUUGUCCCUUUAAUGCUUAGUGAAGGGACAUCAGGAGACCAUGACUGGGACACCAGUUAGCCAACACCAUGUUCUCUCUCCUUAAGAGAACUUUCCACAAUUCUCACUGUCGAACUAGUUGGUAUCACUCCGUUGGCUUUGGCAGACGAGAGCUUGGAGUCUGAUCCAAAAAAGAAACCAGAAAGUCUGCUAAUCUCAGUUUCUACCACAUUGAUUUUGACCAAUGUUUAGUGCCCAACAUGUACUGAGGGGAGAGGAGAAGUAGCACCGUCUAGCAUCUUCAUACAUCGGUGUCUUUGAGCUGGAUCUUUGCAGAGGUGGAGACACAACAACCAGACGGCCAAAGCAAAGCUUUUGGUAUUAAUGUGGUCAACCAGACACUUUUAAUUUUAUAUUGGUUUAACAAUGAUCGUAGAACCUGAUCUGUCAAAUGAUUGAAAUAAGUACACCAAAAGGUCGGCAGCGCUGAAGAACCCGGACCUGCCCUCUUUCCAAUCCUGCUGCUCGGAGACCAAAUUAAAACUUAAAAGGUAACAUACAGCGUCACGCUGACCAGUCGCCACUCAAGCCCUGUGAGUAAGUGCCCGGUGGGGAGAGAACAAAGGAACAGACAAUAAUAAUCUCAAGAUUGCUUGUAAAAUGACUUUUAAAUGUAGAUAAUAUUCGUAUAUAGGUAGAUAAUGUUUGGUUGAUUUUAGGGGGGUAGCAGUAGGACUGUAAAGGUCAAUACAAUCAGAAGGUCUUAGCUCACUAGCUAGGUCAACAAAGAACCGGUUAUACAUGCAUUAAAACAAACAAAUUAAAAAAUCACAACGAUCGAGUUGAGAUAUCAAAAUUUAUCGGCCCCAAAUUACACCAAAUCCAAGUGUCCAACUCUGAUUAUUUGUAAAGAGACAAAGAAAAAUGUUGAAUUUAAUUUUUUAAAUAUAAAUGGCUAAUUGACAUUAUUGCACAUGAGCAAAAGACAGUAAUACUAUUAGAGCUCUGUUCAGCAACCCACCCUCCACCUUCUCCUCCACUGUCCUGAAGCACUUUAGAACAUUCAGGAACCUGGUGACGCACGACAACAAGAGACCGACGAAAGAAACACAAAAAGAAAACCUUGAUCUGGGUGGGAGGACACUUAUAUUGUGCUAUAAUGUACACAAAAUGGCUGCAUAAGUGCUUUUUCUUGAAGCUUGGAGAAAAUAAGUAUCUAUUGUUGAGGCAUUAUCAAAGUUAGCCUGUGCUAUCCAUUCAGGGGUGACGAUGUAAAAUCCCUCACAAUGGGAUUCUGACGGUUUCAGGACAUAGAAAAAUAAUGAUGAUGAUGAUGUUACCCCUCGGAUUCUGAUGCUGCUACAUUAAAACCGCACAUAACUAUGUGCAACAUCAAAAAAAAAGCUGCGAAGAUGAUUCCUCUA